This is a messenger RNA of Trichoderma atroviride IMI 206040, 825 nucleotides long. RefSeq lists its product as uncharacterized. NCBI's taxonomy places the organism in Eukaryota, Fungi, Ascomycota, Sordariomycetes, Hypocreales, Hypocreaceae. Gene Ontology annotation, biological process: GCN2-mediated signaling; regulation of translational initiation. Gene Ontology annotation, molecular function: protein binding. The record is from RefSeq and is a predicted model, not a curated record. Gene Ontology annotation, cellular component: cytoplasm.
AUGUCCGAGGACCUCCGCGAUGAGGUAGAGGCAUUAAAUUCCAUCUACGGCGAAGGCUGUCUAAUCCCCUCUGAGGAUCAAGACGAGACCCCAGUAUCCUCAUCAGCGACAUACAUCUUACAACUACCGGGCGAUGAGUCUUCGUCACUGAGACUACAGUUCCCGGCGGCAUAUCCGGCUGAGCCCCCAAGUGUUUUAGGGACGCAGCAUAGUUCCGGGGGCAGAAAGGGCGCCGGCGCGAGGGACCUGGGCGUAUUCAGGGAAGCUCUAGGGACGGUCUUCCAGCCAGGCAGCGUAUGUCUCUUUGACGCAGUAGAAGAGUUCUCAAGAAGGAUAGAGGAGGACAAGGAGCAGGAAGAAGAUGACGACGUUGAAGGCGAAGGCCAGAAUGCAGCCCGGGGCGAAAGGACAGUCGACAACAACGCCGGCCAAGUGGAUUUCGCAACCAUGCCGCCCCCGCCAUGGACGCUCUCCGAAGUCGUCGUGGAGAACAAAUCGACCUUUGUAGCGCACGUUGCGCGGGUGUCGUCCCCCGCCGAGGCGAAGCUCUUUCUGCAGCACCUCCUCUGGUCAGACAAGCGCAUACGCUCCGCGACACACAACAUCACGGCGUGGCGGAUCCGCGGCGCGGGCGGCGUGAGCUAUAAUGAUUGCGACGACGAUGGGGAGGAUGCGGCGGGGGGAAGGUUGCUGCACUUGCUGCAGCUGAUGGAGGUUUGGGAUGCCAUGGUUGUGGUGACGAGGUGGUAUGGCGGCGUCAAGUUGGGGCCGAGGCGGUUUGCGUUGAUUAAUAGCGUUGCGAGGGAUGGGCUUGUGAGGGCGGGG